Molecule: messenger RNA, 3540 nt
Organism: Chironomus riparius
Lineage: Eukaryota; Metazoa; Arthropoda; Insecta; Diptera; Chironomidae
Source: the annotation of a GenBank genome assembly
UUUAAAUCUUAAAAAGUGAAAAUGGAAAAAAUGUAAAAUUGCAAUAUUUCUCAAUUAAAAAGCCAUUAUUAUAAGUGAAUAAUGAAAUUCAUUAGAUUAAGCUAUGUUUGAGCUAAGCAUAUAUGUAAAUUUAAUAUAAAAAUGUGAUCAAAAGAGCUCAUUUAAAGGAAAAAUGGAAAAUAAAAUAUCGCUAAUCUGUGAGCCACAGAAUGGAAAUUCGAGCGAAAAUAAUAAGAAUAAUGAGGGUGGUAUAUAUUUAUCGUCAUCGUCAAAUGCAUCUACACUUAAAAAGAGUUCUCGCAUUUCCAAACAUUCAUUUGAUAAUUUAAACAGUUUACAAAACACACCCAAUAUGAAAAUAAUAUCUAAAAUCAAUUCAAUAUCAUCAUUAAAUGAUAAAAAUUUGGAGAAAUUUUCACUAGCAGGAAAUAAUAACAACAACAAUAGAUUCUUGGCCACAAAGUCAUCAUAUAUAGACUCAUUCGAUUUCCUAUCUGGGGGCUCUUCCACAUACAAUACGUUAGAUACGCAGCAAUUGAGCUCUAUUAAAAGUCUCAAAUUUAAUAAUAAUAGUGAUAAUUCUUCCGCUUCUUCUGCUGUGUUCUGGGAUUUUACUAAACCUGGUGUCUCCUCGCUGCCUACUUCAUCAAGUACUAACUUGCGAAAUACUGUUUCCUCAUCGAAUCUAACACUCAAUAAUUUAAGUUAUGCAGCUGAUAAUCAGACAAAUCAGUCAUCGUCAUCAUCGUCAUCAACGGCAAUUCCCUUAGUGAUCCCACAAAAGUUUCAAUUUAAUCAGCCACAGCCUGUUAUGAAAUCUCUUGGCUCAACAACCUCUUCGUCGUCCACUUCGACAAUGGUUCAACAACAUCAUCAACAACAACAACAACAGCAGCAGCAUCAAGAUGAGCAAUUGCAAAUGUUAUGCAGCAGAAAGAACUCACUACCACAUAGUAGUAAUUUAAUUAAUAAUAAUAAUCAUACAACAAAUAGCAACAGUAGUGAUUUAAACAAUGGUGUAACUAAACAAAAUACAAAACUCAAUCAAACAUCGACUUCUUCGUCGAGCAUACAGGUAUCUAAUGCAACGGGUACGGGUACCCUUGAGAGUUUACUCCAUCAUCAUCAACAUCAACAGGAUCAGCAGCAGCAACAACAGCAGCAACAACAACAACAAAACGGAACUAAUCAAUGUACAGAUCUACAGCAGCAACAAAGUAAAUCUCAAACAAUGAAAUGCCCAGUUGUUGCCUCUCCUCAUCAAGUAAUGAUGCUCUAUAUGAAUAAAUUAACACCAUAUGAGCAUCAUGAGAUUUAUAAAUAUCCGCAUAUUUACUUUAUCGGUGCUAAUGCAAAGAAGCGCUCAGGUACGGGCCCAAAUGAUUAUGACAACGAAAACGGCUCAUACAUUCACAUACCACACGAUCAUAUUGCAUAUCGCUAUGAAGUGCUCAAAAUCAUUGGUAAAGGUAGCUUCGGACAAGUAGUUAAAGCUUAUGACCACAAAACACUCGAGCAUGUUGCACUCAAAAUGGUGCGUAAUGAAAAGCGAUUCCAUAGGCAAGCACAAGAAGAAAUUCGCAUUUUAAAGCAUUUACGAGCACAAGAUAAGGAGAAUACAUUUAAUAUAAUUCACAUGUUUGACUAUUUUGUCUUUCGUAAUCACAUGUGCAUAAUUUUUGAACUCCUACAUAUAAAUUUAUAUGAAUUGAUAAAGAAGAACAAGUUUCAAGGAUUUAGUCUGCAACUUGUACGUAAAUUCGCUCACUCACUAUUGCAAUGCUUAGAUGCUCUCAAUAAAUUCAAAAUAAUUCACUGCGAUAUGAAACCUGAAAACAUACUACUGAAGCAGCAAGGUCGAUCGGGAAUUAAGGUAAUCGAUUUUGGUAGUUCAUGUUAUGAGAAUCAGCGAGUUUAUACAUACAUACAAUCAAGAUUUUAUAGAGCUCCAGAAGUGAUCUUGGGUGGAAAAUAUGGAAUGCCAAUUGAUAUGUGGAGUCUAGGGUGCAUUUUGGCAGAACUAUAUACAGGCUAUGCAAUUUUACCGGGCGAAGAUGAAUCAGAUCAGCUUGCAUGUAUAAUAGAAUUGCUUGGUAUGCCGCCCAAGCAAGUGCUAGAAAAUUCUAAACGUGCUAAAAUAUUUUUUAAUGCAAAAGGAUAUCCUCGAUAUUGUACGACUAAAACUUUAGAUGACGGUUCGGUGAUAAUGACGGAAGGUUUUUCACGACGUGGAAUAGUAAGAGGACCGCCAGGAACACGAAAAUUAAAAAAUGCUUUAAAUGGAUGUGAAGAUGUGUAUUUUUUACAAUUUAUAAAUGAAUGUUUGGAAUGGGUACCAGAGAAGAGACUCACACCCGAGCAAGCACUUCAUCACUCGUGGUUUAAGAGGAGAUUACCGAAGCUUCCAAGUAGCGGAACGAGUAGUAGUAAUAGUUAUAAUGCAUCAAAGCAAACUCAUUCUCUAACAACGUCCAAUAAUACGCUUGCAAAUAAUGAUGGUAAGGAUUUAUCUUCAUCAUCAUCCGUUGCUGGAGCAGGUGGAAGUAAUAGUAAUAAUAAAGGAAUUACCACAAAUUGCUUUUAUUAUGACAACACAUUACAUCAAUUAAAUAUUAAUAAUAAUCAGUAUCAACACAGUGAUGAGUCAAAAUCCUUACCUGGAAAUGCAACAUUUCAUGCACACAUGCACAGUUCAGCAUCGAAAUUGGGUGAUAAAUAUCAAUGUGAAAGCUAUCAAGAUUUAACGAAUCCAAAUCGUAAAUCGACAAUGACUUUAAAUCGUUUAAUGUCUUCAUCAGUUCAUUCAGCAUCAACAUUAUCAUUAGUUUCUUCUCAUAAUAGCACUAAUAAUCAUAGUGGAUCUUCAGCCGCAAGUGGCAUAUCAUCGAAAUUAAAUUUACCACAACUUAAUAAUUAAUAAUUAAGGCUUAAGUUUAAAAAAAAUUAUUAAAUGAAAGAUUUUAUGGAACAUGAAUAUCUCAACAGAGUAGGAAGUAGUCUCCUCGCACGGAUGGAUGACUUAAAAUUUGGUGUGCAUCUUUUGCCGGGAUCAAUCAGUAUAUUAGCUUGAGUAUUAUAACGGUUUUUUUGAAAUUCAAAAAUUAUGAUCUGAACUGAGAGAUUUGAAUUGAUUGACUGAAUGAUUUGAUUGAGUCAGUCAGCCUCAGUACUCAAAGUGAUAGCACCGUGCAAAAAAUGCAGUCCCCACAUUGCGCAUUUUAAUGUGUAUUAAUGCAAUUGUAUCUCUUCUUCGCUAUAUAGCUUUUAUUGAACAUUUUUUUUUAAUUAUUAUUUUCUGUUUUUAGCAAAAAAAUGAAAUAAAAAAAUGAGAGAUGAAUGAUAUAAAUUCUUUACUAUUGAAAUUAUUGAUAGAACAUUAGAUAUUUAAAAGAAAAAAAAUAAAUCUUUUUAAAAUGUUAUAAAAAAAUGAAAGUGUCUAAAAUAUAAGGAAAAAAAGAUGUCUUGAUAAAAAAUUAGAUUAAAUACAAAAUCUGGAUAAAGAUGAAAACUAUUUAAAUGAUAGUGAAAAUUCUACUGAAG